This is a messenger RNA of Arvicanthis niloticus (Nile rat), 1511 nucleotides long. RefSeq names its product negative elongation factor complex member E (gene Nelfe). Lineage: Eukaryota; Metazoa; Chordata; Mammalia; Rodentia; Muridae. Gene Ontology annotation, molecular function: RNA binding. Gene Ontology annotation, biological process: negative regulation of transcription elongation by RNA polymerase II. Gene Ontology annotation, cellular component: NELF complex. The record is from RefSeq and is a predicted model, not a curated record.
UCGCCGCGAGCCCGCGCGCAGCAGCCCGCGCGGCGGCGCCGGAGACUGCGGGCCCGGGCGCCGCCCCCUCAGGUGAGGGCUUCGUCUCACAUCCUUCGCGCCUUCCCCGCGCGGCCCCUGGUUCUUCUUCCUCCUCCUCUGGUUGCCCGGAUAGCCCUGCGCCGGCCCGGCCGCCUUCUCUGCCCACCGGACCCCGAGGUUGGCUGACCUAACCCCAUUGGGCAUGGGGGUCGGGAGCCAUCGCCUUGGCGUCGCAGGGAGUGCUUUCCCUUCUCCGGGCUGAGGAGCCAACAUGUUGGUGAUACCUCCGGGGCUGAGUGAAGAGGAAGAGGCACUGCAGAAGAAAUUCAACAAACUUAAGAAAAAGAAAAAGGCAUUGCUGGCUCUGAAGAAGCAAAGCAGCAGUGGUACAGCGAGCCAGGGCGGUGUCAAACGCUCACUGUCAGAGCAGCCCGUGGUGGACACUGCCACAGCAACAGAACAGGCCAAACAGCUGGUGAAGUCAGGAGCCAUCAGUGCCAUCAAGGCUGAAACUAAGAACUCAGGCUUCAAACGUUCUCGGACCCUGGAAGGGAAGUUAAAGGACCCAGAGAAAGGGCCUGUUCCCACUUUCCAGCCAUUCCAGAGGAGCAUGUCUGCUGAUGAGGACCUACAGGAGCCAUCCAGACGUCCCCAGAGGAAAUCUCUGUAUGAAAGUUUUGUGUCUUCUAGUGACCGGCUUCGGGAACUGGGGCAAGAUGGAGAAGAAGCAGAGGCCCCCGGAGCUGGUGAUGGCCCACCUCGAGGCUUUGACUGGAGCUAUGAAGAACGUGGUGGUGCCCACUCCUCAGCCUCCCCUCCCCGAAGCCGCAGCAGGGACCGAAGUCAUGACCGGAGCCGAGAUAGGGACCGGGACAAAGACCGAGACAGAGAGCGGGAGCGAGACAGAGAGCGGGACAAAGACAGAGACAGAGACCGGGACAAAGACAGAGACCGGGACAGAGAUAGAGACAGAGACCGGGAGCGGGAACGAGACCGGGAGGGCCCUUUUCGCAGGUCAGACUCAUUCCCUGAACGGAGAGCCCCUCGGAAGGGGAACACGCUGUAUGUGUAUGGAGAGGACAUGACGCCCACCCUCCUCCGAGGGGCCUUCUCUCCCUUUGGAAAUAUCAUCGAUCUCUCCAUGGACCCACCCAGAAACUGUGCCUUUGUCACCUACGAGAAGAUGGAGUCUGCAGAUCAGGCUGUUGCUGAGCUCAAUGGGACCCAGGUGGAAUCUGUGCAGCUCAAAGUCAACAUAGCCCGAAAACAGCCCAUGCUGGACGCUGCUACUGGCAAAUCUGUCUGGGGCUCCCUUGCUGUCCAGAACAGCCCUAAGGGUUGCCACCGGGACAAGAGGACCCAGAUUGUGUACAGUGACGAUCUAUAGGAAACCUUGUGGAUGGCUUCUAGGACAUGAAGCUGGAUUCCUUGUGCCUCAUAUGCCCCCAAGCUGGUCUCAGUAAAAUCCUGGGGUAGAAGCUUUUCACCUC